Molecule: messenger RNA, 1311 nt
Organism: Symbiodinium natans
Lineage: Eukaryota; Dinophyceae; Suessiales; Symbiodiniaceae
Source: the annotation of a GenBank genome assembly
AUGGAGAGGGAAGAGAGGGAGCUCCAGCACCGCUCCGAGAUGCUGUUUUCGGAGAAGGAGAGGCGCCGCAACUCCAUGCCUGGGCUCACUGUGGCGCCACGCCGCCUCUCGGCCCCAGCAACGGCAAUGACAGCGCCCGCUCCAGGCAAUGACAGACUGAGGGCUUUCUCUUCGUCCUCGCCCCCGCCGAUCUCGAGCCCCAGCUUGGACACAGCCGCUUCGCGCGCGGCCCCCAUGGCCCCCGCAACCGCCUCAGCGCCCACCUCAGCGCCCGCCUCAGCGCCAGCAACGCCUGCAACGCCUGCGACGUCCGAGGUGAAGGGGAAGGUUGAAAAGGCUGAGAUGGAUGUGCGCCGGGAGCAGUGGUUGCAGGUGCCGCGGUUCCACCCGGCUGCAGCCGCUGCAGUAGCAGCAGGAGCCAGUGAGCGCAUGCUGGUGGAGACCCUUCUGGUAUCGCUCCGAAGAUUCCGGGGAACUGCUCUCAAGGCUUGGCGCUGCGACUUCGACAAGCAUGGAGUAGGCUGGGUCAGCCAGGCGGAGUUUGCAAGGGCGUGCCGCUUCUUCGGGUGGUCACAGGGGAGAAGUUGCUCGGGUCACUCGGGGGAGAUGACUAACGCCCAGCGCCAGGAGCACACGGACCUGGAGAUUGCCGUGGGUCCCGAGGAUGCCAGCUGCACACUGGCGGCGCACCAGUCGGUCCUGGCGGCCCGCAGCCCCGUUCUGGCGGCGAUGUUCCGACACCGCUUCCAGGAAGGGGAGACUGCCAAGGUCAGGCUGGUGGACGUGGAUUUCCAGUGCUUCAAGGCUUACCUCCACCUCCUCUACACCGGCGAGCUGGAGGAGGGCAUGGACCUGGACCAAGUCUUAGAGGUGCUGAUCCUGGCGGACCGUUUCCAGUCCUCGGGCUUCGGAGAGGUCCUGGCUGGGCGCCUCAGGGACCUGGUGAGUUGGGACGAGACGGUGGGCAAGGUCAUGAAGCACUACGUCCGGCUCCCCGAGGACUCGGAGUACUCUGGGAGCCUCGUCUCCGUGAUGGGCGACCAGCUGAGCUUGCUGAGCUUCAGGGAGGCGCUGCGGCAGACGCACAGAGCGGUCCUGCGGCCGAUCGAGGAAGACACCUCUCGGCUCAAGGCCAUCGCUGCUCGAGGCCUGAUCUUCUCAAUGCUGGCCUUUCCGAUCAUGCGGGACAUUGCCGACGAGGCAGUCAACAAGAACAUCGUGUGCCUGCUUUCACGGAUCACGGACACCUUUAGCUCCCUUUGUGAGCUUCCGGAUGAGCCAUCAGCCAAGCGGCGCAAAGUCACGGAGUGA